Molecule: messenger RNA, 3016 nt
Organism: Pteronotus mesoamericanus
Lineage: Eukaryota; Metazoa; Chordata; Mammalia; Chiroptera; Mormoopidae
Gene: ADGRE5
Product: adhesion G protein-coupled receptor E5
Exons: 19
Coding region: 65-2437 (790 amino acids)
Biological process (GO): cell surface receptor signaling pathway; adenylate cyclase-activating G protein-coupled receptor signaling pathway
Cellular component (GO): plasma membrane
Molecular function (GO): G protein-coupled receptor activity; calcium ion binding
Source: RefSeq, a predicted model, not a curated record
GCCCAGCCUGGGGACAAGAGCAGCCGUGCCCCAACUUCUGCUUCCCCUGCCAGCAGCUCAGACCAUGGGAGGUCCCCACCUCAGCAUCUUUCUCGUCCUACACGUGCUGUGUGUUUUGCUGGCUCUGUUGGAAUAUGGACCCCGGAACACCAGGGCCUCUGCCUCCACGGCCUGUGCUCCGUGGUGCCCCCCGCAGUCCACGUGUGUCAACGCCACUGCCUGUCGCUGUCUUCUGGGGUUCAUCUCUUCAUCUGGGGAGAUCGUCACCAGCCCCUCGGAGAGCUGCGAUGACAUCAACGAAUGCGGACCGCCCCUAUUAGUGUCCUGUGGAAAACUGGCAGAAUGCCAGAACACGGAGGGGAGCUACAAGUGCUUGUGCUCCUCGGGUUACACGCUUGUUUCUAGGACAACACAAUUCGGUAACAAGAGUCAGAACAUGUGUGAAGAUGUGAAUGAAUGUGCCUCGGGGCAACACUCCUGCCACAAGUCCACGCACUGCCUCAACAUCCAGGGCAGCUAUAAGUGCAGCUGCCGUCCUGGCUGGAAGCCAGCUCCUGGGUCCCCCAAUGGCCCAGUCAACACCAUCUGUGAAGAUGUGGAUGAAUGUGCCUCGGGGCAACACUCCUGCCACAACUCCACAAGCUGCAUCAACAUCCCGGGCAGCUAUAAGUGCCGCUGCCGCCCUGGCUGGACGCCAGCUCCUGGGUCCCCCAGUGGCCCAAACAGCACUGUCUGCGAAGAGAUCUUCCCUGCCUGGACCCCUCCCCCUGGGAUCAAGAGCCAGAGUCUCUCCCGCUUCUUUGAAAAAGUUCAGAAUCUCAGCAGAGACUUCAAGCCUGCCUCGCCCCAGGACACCAUCAAGAAUCUCAUCAAGUCAUUGGACAAGCUACUGGAAGACCCUGGGGACCUGGAGGCCCUGGCCCUCCCUGACCGGCACCGCGUGGCCACCCACCUGCUGUCACAGCUCGAAGAAGUUCUGAGGACACUGGCCAAGGCCAUACCUGAAGCCUCCUUCACCUACCGUUCCCCUUCGGACACAGAGCUGUCCCUGAUGAUCCGGGAGCAAGGGAACGGAACUGUCACCGUGGGCCAGAGCCUCGCCCGGAUGCGGCUGAACUGGGCUGAGGCAGUUGGAGUCGGGGAGUCUGGCGCCACCGUGGCAGGCAUAUUCUCCAGCCGAAACAUGAAGAAAUUGCUGGCCAAUGCGUCCUUGAAGUUGGACCCUGAGAAGAAAGUCCAGCUGGAAAAGAUGCACGAAGGUCCCGUCAGUGGUGGCCAGCCCAGGCUCCUGUCCGCUGUCAACACGGUCUUUCUGAGCAAGAAGGACAUGGGGAAACGAGACUCCCCUGUCGACUUCUCCUUCUCCCACCUUGCGGAGAAGCCCGGGCCACAGCAGGAGCUAAUCUGCGCCUUCUGGAAGGGUGACAAGGACAGUGGCGGGUACUGGGCCACCACAGGCUGCCGGAAGCUGGGCAGCGGGAAUGGCAGCACCACCUGCCGAUGCAGCCACCUGAGCAGUUUUGCCAUUCUCAUGGCCCACUAUGACGUAGAGGACUGGAAGCUGGCUUUGAUCACCAAAGUGGGACUGGUGCUGUCACUGAUCUGCCUGCUGCUGUGCAUCCUGACCUUCCUGCUUGUGCGGCCCAUCCAGGGCUCGCGCACCACAGUGCACCUGCACCUCUGCAUAUGCCUCUUCGUGGGCUCCGCCAUAUUCCUAGCAGGCAUUGAGAACCAAGGCGGCCAGGACCCGGGGCCGCCCUGCCGCCUGGUGGCCGGGCUGCUGCACUACUGCUUCUUGGCCGCCUUCUGCUGGAUGAGCCUCGAGGGCCUGGAGCUUUACUUCCUCGUGGUGCGUGUGUUCCAGGGCCAGGGCCUGAGCAAGCCCUGGCUCUACCUGAUUGGCUACGGCGUUCCUGGGUUCAUCGUGGCCAUCUCAGCAGCAGCCUAUCCCAAGGGCUAUGGCCGCAAACGCUUCUGCUGGCUGGACACCUCCCACGGCUUCCCCUGGAGCUUCAAUGGACCUGUGGCCUUCAUCAUUUUGUGCAAUGGUGUCAUCUUCGUGACAACUGUCUGGAAGCUCGCUCAGAAGUUCUCUGAGAUCAACCCAGACAUGAACAAAUUAAAGAAGGCCAGGGUGCUGACCAUCACAGCCAUCGCACAGCUCCUCGUGCUGGGCUGCACGUGGGCCUCUGGCCUGUUCCUCUUCAGCCCGAGUAGCCACAGUAAUGUGCUGGCCUACGUCUUCACCAUCCUCAACUGCUUUCAGGGCUUCUUCCUCUUCCUGUUGCACUGCCUGCUCAACAAGAAGGUGAGGGAGGAGUACCAGAAGUGGGCCUACAUGGUCACUGGGAAUAAGUAUAAGGACUUCGCCACAUCCACGUUGAGCUCCAGCCACAACCAGACUAAGGUCCUCAGGACAUCAGAGUCUGGCAUGUGACCACGAUUUGACCUGGCCAGCAGCUUCUGUGGCCUCCUCAGCAGCUUUUGCACAUACUGGACUGUCCCCCUCCUGUCUCAACACCCUGCUCCCUCUGCCUUCAUUGGAGAGAGGGAGCUGACAGUUGUUCUCUGGCACCAAACCUGGGAACACACAGCCAGGGUGGAAUUGGACCUGAUGGGCCUGCUUCUGGCUGCCUCUGCUGCACCCCAGCUGGGACCCUGGUAGGCAGGAGCUGGCCCAGGGCAACAGCGCCUUGCCCUGGUACACAAUGCCCGGACAGACAAGGAUCCUGUGCUCCCCUGGCCUCCCAGUCACCUGUUUUUGCAACAAACCAAGAGGCAAGGGUGUUGGGGUUCAACUUUCCUGUUAAGCUAAGACUGAGGUCAAGGGUGGGAGAAGGGCAGGGCCCCUCCUGGCCCUGCCACCUGUGGUUCACGGUACAGAGGCCAGUCUGCCUCUUUGGCAGAGUGUUCUCACUGUUUUGAAGGUGGUGGAUAUUGUGUCAUGUUUUUUUUUAUUAUCUGUAUAAACUUUUCAAUGUUGACACUUAAAAUUAAAUUUCACACUGAUACAGAA